ACCAGGCUUUGUGUGUGCGCGUAUGUGUGUGAGUGUGUGUCUGUGCGCGAGUGAGAGAGCGGGCGAGUGUGGCGAGCAGGACCCGGCGGGCGCGCUCCCCCAGCCUCUCUCUCCUCUCUCUCCCUCCCCGCUAGAACCAUGUCGGGCAGGUCGGUUCGAGCCGAGACCAGGAGCCGGGCCAAAGAUGAUAUCAAGAGGGUCAUGGCGGCUAUCGAGAAAGUGCGCAAAUGGGAGAAGAAAUGGGUGACCGUUGGCGAUACAUCCCUACGAAUCUACAAGUGGGUUCCUGUGACGGAGCCGAAAGUCGAUGACAAAAACAAGAAUAAGAAGAAAGGCAAGGACGAGAAGUGUGGCUCAGAGGUGACCACUCCGGAGAACAGCUCGUCACCAGGGAUGAUGGACAUGCACGAUGAUAACAGCAACCAGAGCUCCAUAGCCGACGCCUCCCCCAUCAAACAGGAGAACAGCAGCAACUCCAGCCCUGCCCCAGAGCCCAACGCACCUGUGCCCAGUGAUGGCACCGAAGCCAAGGCUGAUGAGGCGCAGGCCGAGGGAAAAGAGCACCCUGGAGCUGAAGAUGCUUCUGACGAGCAAAACUCCCAGUCUUCGAUGGAAAACUCAACGAACAGCUCAGAGAAAGCGGAACGGCAGCCAUCUGCAGAGUCAGGGCUGGCGGCAGAAACAUCGGCAAUCUCUCAGGAUUUGGAAGGAGUGCCACCGUCUAAAAAGAUGAAGCUGGAAGCCUCUCAACAGAACUCUGAAGAGAUGUAGGCGCCUGAUGGAACCCUCUGCUCCAUGGUUCGUGGCAGGUACAUCGGCAGGCUUAAUUCUAGAACGCGGCCCAAGCGAGACUCCUCUUGGGUGCGAGCAGAACUAACGUUUCAAGUUUACUUAAGUGCAAAUCCAAGAAAAAACCUAGAGCGGCGGGCGGAACUUCGCAGACACUGACGGACGCUGCUGUGAAAACGAAAACACUUCGAACCUUCAAGUGACUGUCCUCGGGGGAGGUGGGUCUCGGCCGACAGCUCAGGAGUGUCUGCGCACCAUCUCGGAAGCCAAGAUUACAUUUGUGUUGCUGCUGUGUUCCCCGCCCCCACGUCUCUAUUUAACGACAUAAGCUAUCCGAGGGUGGUACCAAUCAGGAAUUUGUUCUCCAUAGGGGCUUCUGGCUCUCCAACCAGUUCCUUCUGCUUUCUUUUUUUGUGCCUUGUACCCUAGAGGUGACCUCUGGCAUGCUUCCUGGUUUUUGCAUCCCUCCUGGCCAAGGGCCCACUCGGUUUGAUUGGCUGCCCCCUUAACUGCCUCUCUCCUCCCUGCCCCGAGACUGCUUCAAAGCAAGCAGGGUUGAGCAGCAGGAGACCGGGCGCCUCUCAGUGGCUCCUGCUUCAGGUGAGCAGUGUUUGGGCACACCCUGAGCCCCAGCUUCCAGGGCCCCUGGGGCUACAAGUUCAGCCCCAUUUCCCAAGGGCUGGCCUCCUUGGUUCAGGACACGCCCACCUGCUGGAGCCACGGAGGCUAGGGGUUUGCAAGCCACCGUAGCCCAGAUUAACAUGCAAAGCCUUUAGAAUUUUCCGGCACUUCCACCCUAUCUCCUCCCCCCCCCCCCCCCCCACUUUAGCCACCACUGGCACUGCUCUCUCCAGGUCCUCUGAAGACUGACCGUGAGCUUGUCUCCUUAGGAUAGUAACAGGGCUGGGGAGGUUGGGAGCAGGCAGCCGGAAUAGCUGGUGCUGAACCUCUCCCACAGGACAAUGCUUGGAUUUCAAAUCCAUGGAAACCUGCUGCCCUUCGUCCCCUGUCUCCUAUCCCCCCCUCCCCCGCCCUUCUCCUCCCAGAAUCCCAGGCUGGAUGCUCCUGGUUCUGACUCUCAGAGGCCACAGGUAGAUGGAGUCUCAUUCCCAGUACGCGCUGUCGGUCUCCACUGGGGGUCGGACCUUAACGAUUGGGCCUCAAAGGCCAGAAACCAGGCGAGGCGAGGCGAGGCGCACAGGAACCGGGAAGAUUUGCACACCCCACCCCCUCCCCCCCAGAAAGGAGCCACCGAGGAGCUCCCUUCCCCGAUCUCCUUUGCACGGAGACAGCGCUCUCUCUCUCUCACUCGGUGGAGACACCACUUGGACGGACCACCCAGCUGUUGAUUCCCGAGGCCUGGUUUGCUCUUCUUAACUCCUUGACUGGACCCCUCAGACCUUAAAUGCUUACCCCCUAUGCUUUCUGCACUGGAGUUCGAACUCCCUAGGAGUUGUACGUUGGGGGGGCCGGGGUGGGGUUUGUUUUUCUUGUUUUGUUUGUUUUGUUUUUUGUUUUGUUCGCUAACUGGUGCAUAUUCAGGUUACCACCUUUUGACGUGUGGAUCUUUCUCCAAACCACCGUGGGAAGUGUCCGCCAGGCUCCCUUUUCUAAGAGUUUCUGAGGGGACAGCUCCCAUUUUCUUUGUCUGGUUUUAAGGGAGCUGUCUAUUUCCUAUACUUCAAGAAGAAUCAAAAUGUUCCUGAAUUUUAAAUACCUCAUGCAAAAAAAAAAUUAUCUCCUGAAAUAAUGGAAGAAGAAAAAAAAAAAGACUUUGAGAAUCGUAAUGUUGAAGUUAGCAAUGCUAAAACGUUUCCGUCUUAAAAAAAAAUUUCUUGUACUUAGCGAUUUUGCCCCUCAGGCGGUCCGUUCUGUCCAGAACUGUGUAUGCCCUUCGUCGUGGCCGGAAAGAAACCAGAUGCAUGACCUCCGACGUAUCUCAAGGUCAAGGCAGCUUUACCUCCAGAUGUAGGGCGACAUUUUUCUUUCGCAGCAGAACUCCAUUUAGGUGAAAGAUGAAUUCGGAUAUUUAUUUCUUUUUUUUUUUUUCCCUGGGAAACAAGAGGUAAUGUUACAAUGUAAACAGCUGAGGGAGAACCCAACUGGGGCAUCCACGGAGCCAGCAAGGCGGCCAGGGCCGCCCGUACCUCUUCGACCCUCUGCAGCCUCUGGACAGUCAGGAGGAGUCGACGCAGUUGAGAGGGAAGACGGCGGUGAGAUCCACGGUACCGAGGCUGUCAUUAGUUUUUCUCUGAAGUGCCUGAAGGUAGGAAUGGGCCGUUGACGGGGACCAUUCGGAUGCCCCCCACCCCGACGGCCACGCCAGGCAAAGAGCCAGCAGCCCUUGCACUCCGCGCUGGCCGAGAAAGCCUUCCACGAGGAGCGGUCAGACUGCAAAAUCCAAUGUGCUUCCUUCCCCGCCACGGUCCUCUCUCCGAGCCGAUGGUCCCCAUCCCUGAACCCCUAGCCCUCAACCCCACCACAGAAUCUAAGAUCUUUCAUCUGGCUGCGCCAGGGGCAGGGGAUCCUAAGCAAAUGCCUUCCGUGGACAUCAGGCCCCAUGGCCUAAAGGGCUCCCAGGGCAAACUUCUCCCGCAAAACCUGAAGGUGGGGGAAUGGCGGCUACACAUUCCACAAAGUGCUACACUUGCACCCACAACCGGGAAGGCUAUGAAGCGAUCCUUAGAGGGUGGUGACUGCCCAUCGUCAGACGGUGUCGUGGCUUGGAAUGUUAUUAUUGCCGAGGACCUGGUUAGAGGUAUAAAGACCUUUUUUUCACUGUUACCUAAUCUUUUUUUUCUCCCCCCUCUUACAAUUUUUUUUUGGUGUGUUGUACAGCAGUAUAAUUUUUCACUUAUUUAUUCCAUCGGUAGAUAUUGUUUGUACAAUGUACAAUGGUUUUCAUUUCAGAAAAUAAAAAAAAAAGUUCUGAUCAUAAGUUUGGCGGCUUAGCCCAUUGUAAUAAGGAAUAAAAAUCAGGUGGAUAAUGAA
Molecule: messenger RNA, 3780 nt
Organism: Rattus norvegicus (Norway rat)
Lineage: Eukaryota; Metazoa; Chordata; Mammalia; Rodentia; Muridae
Gene: Bcl7a
Product: BAF chromatin remodeling complex subunit BCL7A
Cellular component (GO): SWI/SNF complex; nucleoplasm
Source: RefSeq, marked validated